AUGGCGACGGUGUGGUGCCUCUGCGAGCUGGUCAAGUCUUGCUGCCCCAGGAGCGGCACACAGCACCGGGGCACGCGCUGCGCGGAGCCACUGCUUCUGCCGAGGUCCAGCACCUACCGUGACCUGCGGAAGGGUGUGUACGUGCCCUACACCCAGGGCAAGUGGGAAGGGGAACUGGGCACUGACCUUGUCACCAUCCCCCAUGGCCCCAACGUCACUGUCAGAGCCAACAUUGCUGCCAUCACGGAGUCGGACAAGUUCUUCAUCAAUGGCUCCAACUGGGAGGGGAUCCUGGGGCUGGCGUACGCCGAGAUCGCCCGGCCCGACGACAGCCUGGAGCCCUUCUUUGACUCCCUGGUGAAGCAGACACGGGUGCCCAACAUCUUCUCCCUCCAGCUGUGCGGGGCAGGCUUCUCGCCCAACGAGACGGAGGCCCUGGCAUCGGUGGGGGGCAGCAUGAUCAUUGGUGGCAUCGACCGCUCGCUGUACGUGGGUGACAUCUGGUACACACCCAUCCGGAAGGAGUGGUACUACGAGGUCAUCAUCAUCAAGCUGGAGGUCAACGGGCAGGACCUGAACAUGGACUGCAAAGAGUACAACUAUGACAAGAGUAUCGUGGACAGUGGGACCACCAACCUCAGGCUGCCAAAGAAGGUGUUCGAGGCUGCGGUGAAAUCCAUCAAAACAGCUUCUUCGACGGAGAAGUUCCCAGACGGCUUCUGGGUGGGGGGGCAGUGGGUUACCACCCCCUGGCACAUCUUCCCUGUCCUGUCCCUCUACCUGAUGGGGGAGGCCCCCACCCAGCCCUUCCGGAUCACCAUCCUGCCCCAGCAAUACCUGCGCCCGGUGGAGGAUGUGGCCACCUCUCAGGAUGACUGCUACAAGUUCGCCAUCUCCCAGUCCUCCACAGGCACCGUCAUGGGUGCAGUUAUCAUGGAGGGCUUCUACGUGGUCUUCGACCGUGCCCGCAAGCGCAUCGGCUUCGCUGUCAGUGCCUGCCACGUGCACGACGAGUUUCGGACGGCUGCAGUGGAGGGGCCCUACCUGCACGCCAACAUGGAGGACUGUGGCUACAACAUCCCGCAGACGGACGAGUCCACCCUGAUGACCAUCGCCUACGUCAUGGCAGCCAUCUGCGCCCUCUUCAUGCUGCCCCUCUGCCUCAUGGUGUUCCAGUGGCGCUGCUUCCACUGCCUGCAUGCGCUUGCAACUAGCGUCCAGUUCCCAUGCCUUGCUCCAAAACUGCAAGCAUCCAGCGAUUCCGCUCCGGCGCAAGAGGGCGACGCUAUGCUAUUGCAGAGCGCGCACAGACCUCCACACCCUCGUGCCUGCCCAGGACCCCCCCAGGAUCCCAGAGACUCUGCUGUGGACCACAGCCUUAAAACGCGCUGGCAAGCGUGUGUGUGCGUGCAGAAAGAUUCGGACUGCGGCCAAAUUCAGGUGUGCUGCACCCAGGCAGCACUUGCCCUGACCAACCCCGAGGCAUAG
Charadrius vociferus (killdeer) is the source of this 1488-nucleotide messenger RNA. RefSeq names its product beta-site APP-cleaving enzyme 1 (gene BACE1). Gene Ontology annotation, molecular function: aspartic-type endopeptidase activity. NCBI's taxonomy places the organism in Eukaryota, Metazoa, Chordata, Aves, Charadriiformes, Charadriidae. Gene Ontology annotation, biological process: amyloid-beta metabolic process; membrane protein ectodomain proteolysis. Gene Ontology annotation, cellular component: membrane; endosome; trans-Golgi network. The record is from RefSeq and is a predicted model, not a curated record.